GCUUGUUUAGACUUUAUUAAGAUUAAGGGUACUUAUUCCGGUAAAAACCUUACUCAAAUUAUCUAUAAAAGAGGCAAAAAACUCGGUAUACUUCACAAGAUUAUAAGCCUUACUAGAGAUAAUGCUAAGAAUAAUAAUACUUGCGCUUAG
Molecule: messenger RNA, 150 nt
Organism: Hyaloscypha bicolor E
Lineage: Eukaryota; Fungi; Ascomycota; Leotiomycetes; Helotiales; Hyaloscyphaceae
Exons: 1
Source: RefSeq, a predicted model, not a curated record